UUCCAACUCUGCUGGUUCGAGUCUGCAAAGCGAAAGCAAAUCGAGAGGACGUCUGGUUGCGAACCGAGUCGGUUUUACUCCGCGAUUAUUGGAAUCCGCGACCAUAUUUAUUUUUUUCAUUUCGCUGCUGUCUGUAAGCGUAAGCCAAUAUUACAAUUUAGCGUGGUCCCAAAAGUUACAAGCAAAGUGUGUGCGCGUUUGUGCAGUUCCGCCGAAUGAGGUUUCGGAAGUGAUAAAAUGGACGUGACGGAAUAAUUAUUGUUCCAGCAGCAGCAGCAGAUGCUGUUCUCGAUAGAGAGAAAAAAUCUUGUUCCCCGACAGCAAAAGUCAAAAAUUUGUGUGGAAAAAGGGAAGUGAUUUUGUUUGAGAGCUUGCGUCUGGCAUCUCCCAUUGUGAAAACCGAGUCGGGCCCGGGUUGGAUAGAAUUUAUAUUUUUCGCAUCACAACUGCCGAUACAGCGUACAGCAGGGAUAGCGGAAAUAAAGGUUCGAUUUUUUGUAUUCUACUUAAUAAGUGGAUUUCACUACAAAAAGUGUCGUUUUGCCUCCAGACAAGAAAAGUUUCAGCACGGAGAGAAAAUUGUUCUCGAUAUCGAUAUCGAAUUGCGUGAACAAGGGGAAAAAAUAAGCCGUGCUUUGCAGUGUGGUUGUAGUAAAAAGAGAAAUUUCGAAGGAAGUGUAACUUGUGGUUGUAGAGCAGUGUCCCAUUCGGGGACCAUGGCCAGCGGCAGCCAUUAGUGAAUAGAGCGUAGAGCAAAACGCAUAGCGAAAGUGCUGGGGCAGGGAAUGCUGGCGGUUCACUCCCGGCACUGAGAUCCACCAGUUCUCCUACCGUCUUGUUUCCGCGACCGCGACAGGAAAGUGUAGCUAGUAGCUAGUGCCCCCUUCCCGCAGAGCCAUGGGAGCCCAGCAGGUGAAGGAGCGCUCUUCAGGCGGUGGCGGACUUGGAGGUGGAGGUACUGGAUCGUCCUCCACGCUGGGAGCCGGUAGCUCGAUCCGAUCGAGCCGCAAUAAACCUAGGGUGCCCAAGGAUUCUCGCAUUCUAGGCUCGAACAUCUUCACGGAACAUAGUGAUAAACGACAAUUUCAGCUAUCUGUCGAUGGUCUAAGAUCGGUAGUUCGUGCUUCAGCUGACGGGAAAGAAGCACUGCUGCAAUCCCGACCAUUGCCACACAUCCCACCACCCGGCAGUUUAUUACCGGCUGAUUUGCUUGCACAGAGCCAGGAAGCCUCCGAGAAUCACACCGGAACGUUGCACUCGCAGGGUAGCUCGAACACUGCCCAAUCGAGCUUCGAAAAUGCACAUCGGUGGACGUCCCGGGAAAAUUUGCUCGCACCCGGUCCAGAGGAAGAUGACCCUCAGCUGUUCGUGGCGCUGUACGACUUCAAGGCUGGCGGCGAGAACCAGUUAAGCCUCCGGAAAGGCGAAGAAGUACGGAUACUGUCAUACAACAAGUCCGGCGAAUGGUGUGAGGCCCACUCGAGCUCGGGCCAUGUCGGCUGGGUUCCUUCCAACUAUGUCACUCCGCUGAACUCGCUGGAAAAGCACUCGUGGUACCAUGGGCCGAUUUCGCGUAAUGCCGCCGAAUAUCUGCUCAGUUCGGGCAUCAAUGGAAGCUUCCUGGUCAGAGAGAGCGAAAGCUCUCCCGGACAACGUAGUAUUAGUUUAAGGUAUGAUGGUCGUGUAUAUCAUUACAGAAUAUCGGAAGAUUCCGAUGGGAAGGUGUAUGUAACGGCGGAGGCAAAGUUCAAUACUCUUGCCGAAUUGGUACAUCAUCACAGUUUCUUGCACGAGGGCCAUGGACUGAUAACGCCACUGCUUUAUCCAGCACCAAAGCAGAACAAACCAACUGUGUUCCCCUUGAGUCCGGAACCGGAUGAAUGGGAAAUAUGUCGGACUGAUAUUGUAAUGAAACAUAAACUGGGCGGCGGUCAGUAUGGGGAAGUGUACGAGGCUGUUUGGAAGCGAUACGGUAAUACGGUCGCUGUGAAGACACUCAAAGAGGACACGAUGGCACUGAAGGACUUCCUAGAAGAGGCUGCAAUCAUGAAGGAAAUGAAGCAUCCGAACCUGGUGCAACUCAUAGGGGUAUGUACACGGGAACCGCCGUUCUAUAUCAUAACCGAAUUUAUGAGCCACGGAAACCUGCUUGACUUCCUACGUUCGGCAAGCCGAGAAACGUUGGAUGCCGUUGCGCUUCUCUACAUGGCCACUCAAAUUGCUUCCGGUAUGAGCUACCUGGAAAGCCGUAACUUUAUUCACCGUGAUCUUGCGGCAAGAAAUUGUCUCGUCGGCGAUAACAACCUGGUGAAGGUUGCCGAUUUCGGGCUGGCCCGAUUGAUGCGAGACGACACUUACACGGCCCAUGCUGGUGCCAAAUUUCCUAUCAAAUGGACUGCCCCGGAAGGCUUAGCAUAUAACAAAUUCAGCACAAAAUCCGAUGUGUGGGCAUUCGGAGUGCUUCUGUGGGAAAUAGCCACAUAUGGGAUGUCUCCCUAUCCUGGAAUCGAUUUGACCGAAGUGUUUCACCGAUUGGAGUCUGGAUAUCGGAUGGAACGACCUCCUGGCUGCCCGCCGGAAGUGUAUGAACUUAUGAGAAAAUGUUGGCAGUGGAACGCUCAAGACCGACCCACUUUCGAGAGCAUACAUCACGAUCUAGAGCACAUGUUUCAGGAAUCGUCCAUCACAGAAGCGGUAGAGAAGCAGUUGCAGGGUGCAACCCAACCCGUACAGCUUACGCCGCAAAUGGGUAAGAAACCCCAGCUGGGGGCGCAGCAACAGCAACAGCACGAGCCAGCAAUCACACCGAUUUCCGAUGCAGGUUCCAACUCGAAGCUCAGCACAUUUUCGAACAAGCCAGUCACCGCAGGGGUCCAGAUGCGUCGAACCACAAACAAGCGUGGAAAAACGGCACCAGCCCCACCGAAACGGACUAGCCUGUUAUCAUCUAGUCGGGAUUCAACGUAUCGGGACGAGGACGGUGGAAAGAACGGCGAAGGCGAGCACAACGCAAACGGUAUUAUACCAAUCACUAAAUCGUCUUCUUGCAGUAGUUUCCUUAUCGAUAAACUGUUUCGAGGGUUCUCCCGUGAUCUGGCUAAUCUGGUCAACAGAACCACAGACUCCGAGAAUGAACAAACCGAGAUCACGCCCGAUACUGACACAGACAGCCAGGAGCCGGUUGGGCAUUUUCAGAAAUCCUCCAUGCAACAAAGCUCAUUCAAACGUGUUCCAAUCAUGGGCAAUCGUGGUUUGGAAACACGCAGCAGCAAGCGACUACCGCAAGGUGUUCCUCGGAGAGAGCAGAUGGUGCCUGGUAGUGACCAACCACCACCAUCAGGUAUGCCAAUCAACGCAGUUUGUCAGCCAGUGGUAGGUGCACUGGCGGUACAUAAUGUGAAAAAGGCCAUCAACCGGUACGGUACCCUGCCGAAGGGCGCCAGAAUAGACGCAUAUUUGGAAUCUUUGCGGCAGACCGACGGUACCGUGGGACAACAGGUUCCACAGCAAGUGCAAACAAAUUCAGUUCCUCCAGAUCCGCCACCACCGAUGACUGCGGCAAAUGUAAUUUCCAAUAGCUUGUUAGCCGCGCAACGAACCGCUAUCAAAACGCAGCCACACCAACAACAACCGCAAAUGAUUCGUAGUAACUCAUCCAGUGGAGUCACUAUGGCGAACUCCGCAACCGCUAGUCUUUCCAAAUUACAACGACAUAGAACCACUACGGACGGCUCGAUGAUGACAUUCUCUUCCUUCCGCGGCGCAGUUGGCAACAAUAGUCCCAAACGAUCAAUGCCUCCAACGUUGGCCGAUCUAGAGUUUCCACCUCCACCAAUCGAUUUACCUCCUCCGCCAGAAGAGUUUGAAGUUCAACAGCAUUCUUGCCCUCCAAUGGAUAAGCUGGUGAAACCAUCGAAUGAUGUUUCCAACACCGAACCAAGCGUUGAAGAGGCAAGCUCUCGAUUUGGCGUUAGUCUCAGGAAAAGGGAACCUUCAACCGAUUCAUGCAGCUCGCUCGGAAGUCCAGCUGACGCUAUCGUUCCGAACAGUGAACCAUCGCUGCCCAUUCCACCACCACCUCCACCAAGUCUGAAGGAGAAACUAGAAAUGAAACUAGCGACCGAAAUCAAAGAGAAAGCUAUUGUGCCAAAACCAACAGUAAACAGUGAAACAAAUCACAGGCCCUCGGCUGAUCCGGCUUCACAAUUAGUCAGUGAACUGGCGGAAAGCAUGAAUUUACCAAAACCUCCUCCACCUUUACCCCCGAACGACAUUGCUCCUCACUACAAGUCGUCCGAUGUAAGUUCGUUGCGAAGAACGAAACCCCUUGAGAACAACAACAGCUCCUCGACCCAACCUCCGUUCAAGGCACAGCUGAAAAAGGUCGAACCGAAACGUAUCCCGAAUCAAAUUCCCAAAAAGGAAGAGUGCAAUAGCAUUAUUGAUUUUAAAUCCCGACUCCGUAAGGUGGAAAAUGCUAGCGACUCAACCACUACUAGUAAUGGGACGAGCGUCAGCGAUAUCAACACCACUGGCAGUAGUGACUCAAGCUCAGACAAUAACAAUAAAUAUCAUUCGAGCAAUGCUAACAGUAAUAUUCUAAAUAACAACCAGCCGAACGACCAGUCGAGUGACGCGGAAAUCAAGGCAAAGAAAAAUGAGCUGCUUAGAAACGGGACAAACAAAAACGGGGUGGCACUGUUGGACAACAACGAGCUGAAUUCUUUGAAGCUGAAGAAGACAAAUCCUUCCAUAGUGACUAGUGUGGCACCUAUCGAUAGCAACAAAAUUAUCGAGUUAAAAAAGACUGAAAUAAAAAUCGAACUUAGUCAGGAGGAUAAAAAGCGGGAGAGUUUGGAAGGGAAUUCGGUUAAACCAGAUGGGAGCAACAGCGGUGGCGAUAAUCUAUCGACUGGUAGCGGAGGCAACGGGGACGAUGGUGACAAACGAAAAAGCACCGGAAGUAUUAGCAGCUUGAAAAAGCUGUGGGAGGCGAAAGAAUCUCCCAAUGAUCAGGGUGCUCAGCUGAGUCCUAAACUUGGCGUUAAAAGCGCAGCGAAUCUCAGAUUGAACAACAAUCUCGACGAGGACACGAGUGGCACUAACAAUUCCAAUAUCACAACAACAACAACAACAACAACAACAACGAACAGCAAUUCCGGCCAGAAUGAUGAUCAUCAGCAAUCGCAGCAGUUGAUACCUGCGAAGAAGCCUGCAGUGCCAGUAAAACCGUCAAAGUUUGCAUCGAUCUAUGCCACACCUGUUCAAAAUCAGAUUCCAAGUCCAGCACUAACCAGUUCCACCAAUAACGCAACUACCACAUCGAAAUCAAAUGAUAGCAACAGUUCGCUUCUGUCGGAGAAAUCUACCGCAUCGUCAUCUUCCGUUCCGUCAUCGUCCGCGAGUCGCGAAGGAAUCCUCGAGCUGGUUACGACACUCGAGGGGAGUCUCAAGAUUCCGGUGAAUUCCAUCUCGGCCUCCCAAUGGCUACAGCUGAGCGAAAGGCUCAAUUCGCUGCAAUCCAGUUGUGUCACGUUCGCGGAUAAUGAAACGCUGCCACCGCACACGAAGUUCCACUUUCGGGAACUGGUCGACCGGGUUGAGAACCAGUCGCGGUCGCUCCGAUCGGCAGGCAACAAAAACGUGCAGGACAACGAGAAGCUUGUGAUAGAGGUUGGUCAAUCACUGAAGCAAAUAUCGAAUGCGUUGCACAGGUAAUUUCAAGUCACAUUAGUUGUGUUCGAAGAACAUUUUUAAGAGAGUGAUUAUUUUACCCCAGCCAAGUUGAUCAAUGUUUCUUGUAUUCGCUUGGGAAAUUGAAACACUGAGACACAGAUGGUGAGCAUGGAUUCCUAAAUUAGCAACAAAUUCAAAUGUUUUUUAAAAUAUUCAUUUUUCCUAAUGAUUUGCAUGAUUUCCAAAAUGAGAUAUUGCAAUGAAAUUUUAUUGUAAUCACAUUCAACAUAUGUGUCGACUUUCGUUUAUACUUUUUUGGUCUUUCGUUUAACAAAAUGAAACACUACCCCAAAAAUAACUCAAGAUGUUGCCUGUAUUGGUGCGAAUACAAGUAGGUGUUCAUUGAUCAACUUUGGGUGCAUCAACAACGUCGGAUUGCGACUAUAUUUUAGUUGAGCCUGAUUGAUAUAUCGAGAUGAAUCACAUAUUUGAAAAUGUAUUUAUAUUAUUAUCUAUGCUAUAUCUAUCCGAUACAACAAACUGUUUAUAAAUACCCUCCAAAUUUGUCACGAAAGGAUUAUCUUGAACAAACUUCGAUCGUGUUCAAAUGAGGUGCCAUAAUGGCUAAAGCAUCGGGCGAAUGAAAAUACACAGAAUUAAUAACACUUUGAUUUAUCCGUGAACCUAUUCCUAAACAAUAAGCUAUUCAAAAAAUCACACAACAACGCCAAUCGGUCUGAGAACUAUCGGGGCCGAUGGUUUGACCCUUUGCCGUUGGUAAGCAAAAAAAAAAGAAGGUAUACAAUCAUAAAAACAUAACCCAUGUAUCAACGCUCAAUAAGAUUGCCAAAUAUAAAACAGAAUAAUUUUAAUUGAUUUUAGAUGAUGGUCUAAUAGAUUUUACUACCUUCAGAUGAUAAGAAAGCGUUAAUAACAAAAAAAAAAAAAAUCAGGACUGAGCUUGAAGGAGAAUAUCCAUUUUAAUUCCGAGCUUUUAAUGUCAUAAUUAUUUGAAUUAUGUCGGUUGUUUUAAAAUUCUUCAUAAUUUUAAACUAGCAUAAGUCUGAAGAACGAUUCGCUUCCGAAAGCUUCCCGAAAUAAAUCUUCAGAAAGAUGACAAACAUAUGCUAUGCUCCAUUUUAAGCCAAAGAGCUUAAGACUAUUUUUUUGUUAUUUUAGAAGAAAAUUUAUCGCAUCGUGAGAGUUCAUUGUUUGCACUAAGUUCCAUAGUAUAUUUUAACAGAAACACAUCUCAAACGGCGUGAAACACGAGAAUGCCCAUGGUGAAACCCAUUAAUUCGCGUUUAAUCAUAAGUUAUUCGAGGCCUGUUUCUGAAGGCAACACAGUAAAAUGCUAGUCGUAAACAUUUAUAAAUAUAUUAUCAGUAGUGUUAACAAACAAUCAUUCAAUCAAUUGCACAUUACUCAUGAGAAGACCAAUCAUUCACAUCAUGCGAACGCGAGGCGGAAUUUGACGGAAGUUGCAAUUACCACGAGAAAGUGUCGGCGUAUUGAACUUUUUCACAGUGCGAGCAUUCUUCUGCAGUAUAAUACCAACGUCUCUCUAGGAAUUUACCAAAAAAAAACAAAUCAAAUGAUGAAUGAAUCAAACGAAAUUGAAAAAACCGCGAAUAAACUUGAUUAUAAGCGCGCUAUAUAUUUUUAAAUAAAAUCGGCAGAAAAAAAAGCAUUCAUAAUCUCACAUCUUCAUAACAUUCAUUAAACAUUCGUACAUAAAAAACGCAUAAAGAUAUUAUCGCUAAAGAACAAGAGUGAAUCAAUCAAAAGAAGAAAGAAGACUUCGUUGUAUUGAUUCUAGAACACGAAUAAUAAUAAAAAAAAUAUUAACAAUAAGCGAACAUUAUUAUUCACUGAAGAAAAAUAAGUGUAGUAGUGACUCUAUCUAAGUAUGUGAAAACUAAAAUGUUAUCAACUAAUAACUAAACAUAAAAACCAAGUGAAAAAGCGUGAUAUAACAGAAAAAUAUACACAAAACAUAUAUACAUCAGAUCACCAACACAUACAUACACACACUAUACACGAACGUAUGAAUUGUGAAUGCUGUCAAGAGGAAAAACAUGUAAAAAAACUUCAACCUGCAGUGAAAACGAAGAUUCAUAAAAAUACCGCUGGAAGGCAGUAAUCAGAAACAAUUA
Toxorhynchites rutilus septentrionalis is the source of this 7832-nucleotide messenger RNA. It is a transcript of the gene Abl, whose product is annotated as tyrosine-protein kinase Abl. The coding region runs from base 898 to 5718 and encodes 1606 amino acids. Gene Ontology annotation, biological process: protein phosphorylation. Gene Ontology annotation, molecular function: protein binding; non-membrane spanning protein tyrosine kinase activity; ATP binding. Lineage: Eukaryota; Metazoa; Arthropoda; Insecta; Diptera; Culicidae. The record is from RefSeq and is a predicted model, not a curated record. The transcript has 8 exons.